Molecule: messenger RNA, 1467 nt
Organism: Talaromyces proteolyticus
Lineage: Eukaryota; Fungi; Ascomycota; Eurotiomycetes; Eurotiales; Trichocomaceae
Product: putative glycosyltransferase
Exons: 5
Coding region: 1-1467 (488 amino acids)
Molecular function (GO): UDP-glycosyltransferase activity
Source: RefSeq, a predicted model, not a curated record
AUGCAUAUCGCCUUUUUGUCCAACCCGGCUUCGGGUGAGGUCAAUGUGCAACUGGCCAUGGCCCAGCAGCUCGUGGCUCAAGACCAUUUCGUGACAUUCCUGUCGGCCGAGUCGUGCAGGAAGAAGGUCGACCAGCUCCGAAAGGCUCAACAGAAAUCGAAGCAAGAUCUAGUUCGCUUCAUUAGCUUAGGUGCAGGUCGUACCCUAGACGACUUCACGCCGUUCAUUCAGGAACGCAUGCCUUUCAUGCGAAGAGUUCCAGGAGACCCUGUCAGUUUAGAGACGUGUAUCGAGGCUGCUCUUGGCGCAGCAGAGGAACACGCUGAAACCGCCAUCCGGGUUCGCGACCACCUCAACGCGCUCGACCCUGAUAUGAUUUGUGUCGACAUUCUGACGCCACCUCUUGUCACCGGGGUACGUCUGACAAAACGGCAAUUCAUUCUUACCAUCCCUUGCUCGCCGGGGCUAACAGCCUUGCCGGGUAUGUUUGAACCGCAUAUGGUGGCCGCGAAGCGCGACGGCUCAUGGGGAACCUUAUUUGAGAACAUGUACCUGAGGUUCCGUGGAUCUCUCCACAGUCGGACUCACCGCGAUUGUAUAGCCAAGCGUGAGAUGCUUUCUCGGCGUUUUGGUCUACAGUCUUACGGUGUCUCUCGAGACACGUCGCUGGUUCCCCCCUACUGGGAAGAUGAGAACUGCAUGGCGGGUAUUCACUUCAACACUCCUGGUCUGUCCGACUGCCCUCGACAAUCAUCCAAGAUAGUCUUUGUCGGGGCCGGCGUCUCGGUGGAGACGCCCCAGACGGCAUUCUCCGAGUUCGAUUGGAUGGAAGAAGCCAUACUCCAGGGCGAAGACGUCGUAUACAUCAACAUGGGUUCCAUGUUCAUCUGGCAGCGACAUGAGUUUUGGAACUGCAUCGCGGGCUUCGAAACAGUAUACAAGAAAAAAGACGGCCACAUACGCUUCCUCUUCAAGAUCAAUUUUCCUGUUGACUCUCGCCACGGCUUGUUCUCGACCGACGAGCUACCCUCGUACGUACGACUGACCAACUGGAUUGAGGACCAAAGUGCCAUCUACUCACACCCGGCUCUCAAGGCCUUUAUUCACCAUGGAGGGGGAAAUUCCUUCAACGAAGCAGUAUACUACGGCAUCCCACAACUGGUCCUCAGCCAGUGGCUCGACACUCACGAAUACGCCAACUACGCGCAUGAAUUAGGCCUCGGCCUUCGGAGCGAUCGGCCGCCACACAUCGACGCCCAAGAUAUUGCAGCCAAGAUCCUGACACUCCUGGGUCCACUCUGGCCGACAUUCAAGUCCCGCUGCCAAAUAUGGGCCGUCCGAAGCCAUAUCGCUGGUGGUGCGUCGUCGGCAGCCAAAAUUGUGCUCUCACAUGCAGAGUUGACUGAGCGGCAAGAUUCCGGCUUGAGUUUACCCCCCUCCCCGAUGUCGACCGAAUGGGCAAUUUAG